This is a messenger RNA of Python bivittatus (Burmese python), 4284 nucleotides long. It is a transcript of the gene RAPGEF5, whose product is annotated as Rap guanine nucleotide exchange factor 5. Lineage: Eukaryota; Metazoa; Chordata; Lepidosauria; Squamata; Pythonidae. Gene Ontology annotation, molecular function: guanyl-nucleotide exchange factor activity. The record is from RefSeq and is a predicted model, not a curated record. Gene Ontology annotation, biological process: Ras protein signal transduction. Gene Ontology annotation, cellular component: plasma membrane.
GCAUUUUUUUGCACCUGAGUGGUAAACGCCUUAUCCUGAGCAUUUUGGUCAGGGAAUUGUCCUUCCCGCGCUACUUGAUUUACGUGCCCAGUGGGGAGUACUGUAUGUGCGGGUUUCUUUCUCUUUUCCUUCCCAAUUCCCUGUGAGGAGGAGGAAGAAGAGGAGGACGCCGCCGCCACUGCUGCGAUUGCUGCCAAGUCGUUUGCCUGAAAGGCGCGUUUUGCAUGACAAGAGAAAGGUGUGCGCUGUGCGUGCACAGGAGCAAGCGCUGAAGCAAGGAAGACGCCGCAGGCGAACGGGGGAGGGGGCUUCUCCGGAAUGUAGCAUGCAUGGCUGGGGGCUCCGUCAAGAUGCAACCUGCGUGUGACAGGGCCGACUCGCUGCUCCAUAGCCGUAACGCAGCCGACGCCAGAGGCCAGGAGCAGCAAGUUCAGCUGCGGCAAAAGCUGAAGGAACUGCCGACGCUGCUCAGGAGUGGACUCACGCUGCGGAGAAAGCGCUCAGACGCCGGGGGCCGGAUUAUAUCUAGAAGGAUUUCAAAUCCGUAUGUGGAAAAUCCUCCUAACAAGAUUUAUGGAGAGGAUGCCUCAUGUGCUGGAAGAGCUCUCAGAAAUGUUUUUCUGUUACAAGCUUCUGAUCUGAUAAAAGAUAGAAUGUCUCUGAUGGGGCUUUGCAGGCAAAGUUGCAUUGGAUCUGAACUGGUAGAUUGGCUUUUAAAGUGCUGUUCUUUCAUUAAGAGCAGAUCUACAGCAACUGGUAUAUGGCAGCUACUACUGAAUAUGGGAAUUGUGUUAUCAGUGGAUAGGCAGAUUUAUUUUCAAGACAAGUAUGUUUUCUAUCAGUUUUCAUCUGAUGAGUGCACAUAUCUGUUCUGUGAAUAUGAAGGAGAAAAAGGAUGGAAGAAUGGUGUGAAACUUUUACUGAAGCUGGUGCCUGUUACUUCUCCAAGGAUUAAUAUGUGUAACCUGGAUAACAGAAGAAUAGAAGAAACAGCUGAAACCAAUGCUGAAAUUCUUGCUCGCCUCACAGCAGCAGUGCAGAGGGAACUGGCAGCUGUUCUUGCCAUGAAAGCAAGAAAAUCAGCGAUGAAUCAAAGUUAUGACAACUGCAGUGGAGAAGCAACAGUGCAAGAAGAUCAGAAGGAUACCUGUGAUGUACAGGCAGGAGUUAUGUGCAAGCUUCAAGAACGAGAAGAUAUUGGGCACCUUGAACUUGUCCAGAAGUUUGCAAAAGAAAAUUGUCAUGUUCCACAGGCAGAUAAAAGAGAACCAGGGAAUACAGACCAGCUGGAUGAUGAAGUGACCACUGUUCAAGUGAAGGAACUGGACCAAGAUGUGCUGGUGCUUAGGAAAGUGUUGUCACAGAGCCCAGCCCCCACAUCAGGGAGUGCCGAGAGUGAUUGGAGAUAUGUGGUGGUAUCAGGGACACCAGAGAAGAUUUUGGAGCAUCUCUUGAAUGACUUGCACCUGGAAGAAGUACAGGACAAAGACACAGAAACUCUUCUGGAUGACUUCCUCCUUACGUACACAGUCUUCAUGACAACAGAUGACUUGUGUCAAGCUUUGCUGAGACAUUAUUGUGCUAAGAACCAUCAAGACAAGGAUGAAAUUCUUGAUGUUCUCUGCAGAAAGCGAAAAGUCUUGCAUUUGGUGUCACAAUGGACUUCACUCUACAAAGAUUGGUUGCAUGAAGAUGAGCAUUUGAAGCAGUUCCUUAAGACAAUAUAUAGGAAUGUGUUAGAUGAUGUGUAUGAAUACCCUAUACUGGAGAAAGACCUGAAAGAAUUCCAGAAAUUACUUGGAAUGCAUCGUCGUCACACAGUAGAUGAAUAUUCACCUCACAGAAAGCAUAAAGCCAUUUUACAUCAAUUCAGCCUCAAGGAGAACUGGCUCCAGAACAGAGAAACUGUGAAUGAAACAGAGGAAGUUUUUUGCCAUGUGUAUAUCACAGAACAUUCUUACAUCAGCGUGAAAACUAAAUUAUCCACUUCAGUUCAAGAGAUUUUGAAAAUUGUAGCAGAGAAGCUUCAGCAUUCUCAAGAAGAUCUGGCUCUAGUGGCUCUUUCAUUCUCUGAGGAAAAGCAUGAAUUGCAACCAAAUGAUCUGGCAAUCUCCAAAUCUCUUGAGUUGUCUGCUCGCAUGUUUGUGUUUCGAAAGGAUCUGACAGAUACUUUGAUCCCUUUUGCUGAAAAUGAGGAAAUACAGCAACGAUCAGUGAAAAUUCUGGGGAUUAACACCUGGGACCUUGCUUUGGAAUUAACAAUUUUUGACUGGAAUCUUUUCAAUUUGGUUCAUGAACAAGAACUGAUAUAUUUUACCUUCAGCCGACAAGGCAGUGGGAAAAACACUGUGAAUCUUAGUCUUCUGCUUCAAAGAUGCAAUGAAGUUCAACUCUGGGUUGCCACAGAAAUACUACUUUGCAACCAGCUCUGUAAACGUGUACAGCUAGUGAAAAAGUUCAUUAAAAUUGCUGCUCACUGCAAAGCCCAACGAAAUCUGAAUUCAUUUUUUGCCAUUGUCAUGGGACUCAACACUGCCUCUGUCAGCCGGCUUUCUCAGACAUGGGAGAGAAUGCCUGGAAAGUUUAAGAAGCUCUUUGCUGAACUUGAAAGUUUGACAGAUCCUUCUCUGAAUCACAAAGCCUAUAGGGAUGCAUUCAAGAAAAUGAAGUCUCCAAAGAUCCCCUUCAUGCCUUUACUCCUUAAAGAUGUGACAUUUAUACAUGAAGGAAACAAAACAUUUCUGGAUAACCUUGUAAAUUUUGAAAAGCUGCACAUGAUUGCAGACACAGUCCGAUCAUUGAGGCAUUGCAGGCGCAACCAGUUUGGAAAUGAAAUACCCUCAAAAGAGCACGAGGAGCUGAAAUCCUAUGUCCAUCAUUUGCAUAUCAUUGAUAACCAGCAGAUGUUGUUUGAGCUUUCUCACAGGAUAGAACCUCGUAUGUGAAUUCAUACUCACAUAACUCCAGCACUUUUAAUUAAGUGAAGAUUUAUGUGCCAAGCAUGUUACUUCCAUAAGAAAUGGAUGAUUACUGAGUUUUAUCAGUAAUUGGUGCCACAGUACUUGCUGGCAUCCCAAGCAAAGCAAGAGGAGAAGCUCUUCACAACAGCCUUCCAAGAUGAAGAAAUGCCAUAUCCAUUCAGCUGCGGAGAGAAGAAAUGCAUUCACCAUAUUCAAAACCUUGAUUUUCUUGAAAACCUUGUUCAGAGUAGCUUUCAGUCCCAAGUCCAUCAGUGUUAAAUUGAAAUAAAAUGUUCUAUUCUUAUAAGGAUUUUCAGCUAGCAGCACUGCUUUGAGAAAGGUGCUCACAAUUUGGCGCACAGGGAUAUACCUCGGUAAUCAUAAGCUGCCUGAAGUAUUGACUGUGGGGCCAAAAUGAAAGCAGCAGGGCAGGUAUUGAUUAAUCUUCCCUGAGAUAUGUGCUGGCAUCCACUUCAAGAUCAAAGCAUAAGGAAAGACAAGUUGUUAGAAUUUAGCAUACUUAAUAGAAUUUAACAAAUGUAAAAUUUAAGCCAAGCACAGUUAAUACUUGAUUUUAACAUCUUAUAUUUCACAAUGUGCUGCUUAUAAAGCAAGAUGUCACACCAUCAAUUAUGGUAACCUGUGCUGUGCUUUUAUGCCAGAUUAGGAUUUAGAGCACUGCUUUUAAUAUUUCUUACAGAUAAUGCUUUUUAAACUUUAAAGCCAUCUCAGUUUUUUAGUCCUUUCUUAGUAAUUCUAUUAGAGGCAAGCAAUGACACAAAAGUGUCCUGCCUAUAGCUUUAUUACAAACAAAUGUAGUGUGUUUUACUUCUGUGUUCACUUUACUAUGCUGUUACUAAUUACCAUUACUAACUUUAGACUGGUGCAAGUUUAUUGCAAAACAGUGAUAAAUUGGUAAGAAAGAAUCUAACAUACUGUGGGGCUGUUGCUUGCAACUCAAAAAACUAGAACCCAGAAUUACUCAAAUAAGUAAUGAGGGUGAAAGUACUAUGGCACACUUACUACUAUUAUUAACAUUUAAAAUGGUAAUACUUUAUAGCUAAAUUAAAUCUGAUUUUGUUGAAUAAGUCAUAAACCAUGAUUUACAAACAAUAAUGAAUAAGUUCAUACAGCAGACGUAGCCAAAUUCAAACAAAUAAUAUUAUGGGUUAUCAUGUAAACCAUGAUUUACAAACAAUAAUGAAUACAUUCAUACAGCAUACGUAGCCAAAUUCAAACAAAUAAUAUUAUGGGUUAUCAUGUAAACCACGAUUUACAAACAAUAAUGAAUACGUUCAUACAGCAUACGUAGCCAAAUUCAAAC